GGCCUGGGUUUCAGCCCCCCCGCACACUCCCGUCGUGACUGGAUCGGCCCCCCCGACAAGCACUCCAACCUGCGGCCGAUCGUCUUCUCCGUGCCCCCCGAGGAGUCACCCCUGGAGCGGCGGCUGCGGGAGGCGCGGCAGGAGGCCCAGGACUGCAACCAGCGUUUCUGGGCACAGCACAACUGCGCCUUCCGCCAGGAAAAAGAAGAAUUUAUUUAUUCAAGACUGAAAGCCAAGGGUCUGGAAAUGAGAGACGAAACAGGUCAAAAAGCAACACUGAAUGCAGAAGAAAUGGCUGACUUUUACCAGGACUUUCUAAGUAAAAAUUUUAGAAAGCAUAUGCAGUAUAACAGAGAUUGGUAUAAACGUAACUUUACUAUCACAUUCCUCAUGGGACAAGUAGCAUUGGCGAGAGCUCUGAGGCGGCUUCGUUGGAAAAAGAAAAAUAUUGGAGAUUAGUGAUCACUGCUCUAUGAAGAAUGCAACACUAGCUAGGCCUGCUAUAAACUUGUUGUCUAUAGUGAUGUUCAGAAUCUGAACGACUAAUGUAAUAAUUGCUUGAACCUCUUUAUUAAGCUAUGUAAAUAAAGGUUGCCAUUGGCCUUAAUUU
Messenger RNA from Tauraco erythrolophus (red-crested turaco), 610 nucleotides. Lineage: Eukaryota; Metazoa; Chordata; Aves; Musophagiformes; Musophagidae. The record is from RefSeq and is a predicted model, not a curated record.